CCUCCAUCUUCUUUAUAAACCUUUUUCCCCUUUUUCGACUUUAUAAAAACCACAAUUCCCCCAUAAACCCCCACUCAAAGAACCUCCAAGAACAUCACAAUCAUGAGUUAUUACAAUCAAGGCCAGCCCCCAGUUGGCGCUCCUCCUCCACAAGGAUAUCCACCAGAAGGGUACCCGAAAGAUGCUUACCCACCAGCAGGGUACCCGCCACAGGGAUACCCUCCACAAGGGUAUCCGCAGCAAGGAUAUCCACCGCAGUAUGCGCCGCAGUACGGUGCUCCGCCUCCUCAGCAGCAGCAGCAGCAACAAAGUACCGGUUUCAUGGAAGGCUGUUUGGCUGCCCUGUGUUGCUGUUGUUUGCUGGAUGCAUGCUUUUGAAAGAUAUAUGGAUUAGUAGAUGGUGAACAAGUUAUGAAGAUGUCAUUUGGGAAAAUCAAGAAUGUGACUUUGUCACCAAAUUUGGACAUUUCUUUUAUCUUUUUGCAUAUGGUUAUGGAUUUGAAAAUGAACUGACAAUGUACCUAGUAUUUCCUUUCUGCACAUCUUUUAAUGAAUCUGGAGUUUCUGUUUU
Molecule: messenger RNA, 571 nt
Organism: Lactuca sativa (garden lettuce)
Lineage: Eukaryota; Viridiplantae; Streptophyta; Magnoliopsida; Asterales; Asteraceae
Cellular component (GO): plasma membrane
Source: RefSeq, a predicted model, not a curated record